Messenger RNA from Lactuca virosa, 1200 nucleotides. Lineage: Eukaryota; Viridiplantae; Streptophyta; Magnoliopsida; Asterales; Asteraceae. The record is from the annotation of a GenBank genome assembly.
AUGGUGUUUUAUUGGCGUUGUUUCUCGUUUGGAGAAGAGGAAGAGAUUAAAUAUGAACCCAGAACUAAAACAGAAUCGACUUCAACUGAAGAGAUCGAAUAUGAAUCCGAAAGUCAAACACAAUCGUCUUCAGCCCAAACUUUUUAUACUGCUAGUGCUUCAUCAGCAUCCUCAAACUUGCCCGGAAAACCAAACUCGUUGAGGGUUUUCACAGUCGCUCAGCUCGAGGAAGCAACUGAUAAUUUCAGUAGUGCUAGGAAGAUUGGAGAAGGUAGAUAUGGAAGCAUAUAUAAGGGUGUGGUUAAGAGUUUGGAACAUCCUUUUAAUAAGAUACAGGUUGCUAUCAAGUACGCCAAACGAGUAACGAAGGAACGCAACUGGUUAGAUGAGGUUAACUUUUUGGGGGUAGUUGAGCAUCCAAACCUUGUCAAACUAGUUGGUUACUGUGUGAAAGACAAUGAAAGAGGAAUAGUACAGCUGUUAUUAGUCUACAAUUACAUGCCUAACAGAAGCGUGAGGGAUCAUUUGUCUACAACGUCCGAAGCACCUCUUUCAUGGACCAUGAGACUGAAAGUGGCUCAAGAUGCUGCCCGUGGCCUGGCAUAUCUACAUGAGGGAAUGGACAUUCAGAUUCUUCUUAGGGAUUUCAAUUCUUCCAGGCUCCUUCUAGACAAUCAAUGGAAUGCUAAGCUUUCGGAUCUUGGGGUGGCUCGAAUAGGUUCUCAAGAAGGAGACACUGAUGCGUUUGUAGGAAACGUGGCAUAUUCGGCCCCAGAGUACAUUCUAACAGGGAAAGUGUCAUCCAAGAGUGAUGUAUGGAGCUACGGGGUCUUCCUAUAUGAACUUAUCACGGGUAGGAAACCAGUGGAUAAGAAUCGGCCUCAAAACGAGCAGAAGCUUAUAGAAUGGGUGAAACCCUACGUACACUCCAAAAAUCUCCAGCCUAUCAUCGAUCCGAGACUUGAUCAAGGUAUGUGCUCUAUGAAGUCAGCACAGGCGUUGGUCACUAUAGCCGAUCUUUGCUUAAAAAGGAACCCGAGAACAAGGCUAAAGAUGAGUGAGGUUCUAGAACUUGUUAAUGGAGUCACUGGGGUUCCAUCACAAGUAACCAAUCCGACACCAGCUCCCAAGAGUUCAAAACUCUUGAAAUCUUGGUUUAGCAAGGCUUGUUGUUGUGUCUGCAUAGCAAGUAAGAAAUAA